Molecule: messenger RNA, 1122 nt
Organism: Culex pipiens pallens (northern house mosquito)
Lineage: Eukaryota; Metazoa; Arthropoda; Insecta; Diptera; Culicidae
Exons: 1
Coding region: 1-1107 (368 amino acids)
Source: RefSeq, a predicted model, not a curated record
AUGACACCCUCGCAAGAGGCAGUAAGUACUAUUAAUAAUUUAAGUAUGUCUCCAAAAAUUUCUUCAACGGAACAACAGAAUGCGAAUGAAAUUCUAAUUUAUUGUCAGAAUUUCAAUCGCAUGAAAAGCCCAGGCAAAAUGAAGGAAAUUUCUUUAAACAUUCUCUCACAUUCUUUCGACAUUAUUCUUGGAACUGAAACUAACUGGGAAGAAAGCGUCCACCCUGAAGAAAUUUUUGGAAACAAUUAUUUUGUAUUCCUAGGCAAUAGAAAUUUAAAUCUCAGUCAGAAAAAGUCAGGAGGCGGCGUCCUCUUAGCCAUAAAUGCCAGACUUAAUCCAAAAGAAAUUGUAACUGAAAAACAUUUUCAAUUUGAACAAGUCUGGGCCAAAGCCACUAUUGCAGGCCAAGUACACAUUUUUGCAUCAGUAUACUUUCCGCCGGACCAUGCAAAUAAACAGUCGUAUGAACUAUUCUUUAAAACAGUAGAAAUCAUAACAUCAAAAAUGGAACCGGAAGUAAAACUUCACAUUUAUGGCGACUUUAAUCAAAGCAAAGUCGAAUUUAUAUCUGACCAAGAAAAUGAAGCAAUUCUUCUCCCAGUCAUUGGGGAAAAUGAAACUUUGCAUUUUCUCUUUGACAAUAUUGCAAAUUAUGGACUUUUCCAAAUCAAUCAUGUAAAAAACCAAAGAAAUUCAUUUUUAGACCUUUUAUUCACUAACUGUAUUGAAGACUUUCAUGUACAAGAAUCUGUAACCCCCCUUUGGAAGAAUGAAGUCUUCCAUACAGCAAUUGAAUAUUCUAUUUAUGUCCAUAAAAACACUUUGCCCAUUGACUGGGAAUAUGAAGAAGUCCUGGAAUACAAUAAAACAAACUUUGUAGAAGCCAAACGUAAACUACUUGCAAUUGACUGGCAAAAUUUAUUUAAUAAUGAAGGAAAUGUCGACGAAUUAGUAGGAAAAUUCUAUACGGAAAUUAACACUAUAACAUCUGAAACCGUACCUACUAGAAGAAGACGACGUAAUAACACAGGCAAUAAAUACCCAGUGUGGUUCACUCCACAACUAAGAAAUUUAAAAAAUAGAAAACAAAAAGCCUACAAACUAUAGAGAAACAAUACAAAU